Punica granatum (pomegranate) is the source of this 2781-nucleotide messenger RNA. The record is from RefSeq and is a predicted model, not a curated record. Lineage: Eukaryota; Viridiplantae; Streptophyta; Magnoliopsida; Myrtales; Lythraceae.
AUGAAGAAGAUGGAAGAGACAAUCAGGGCCCUCCAAGCUAGUGAUCCCCGACAUAGCACUAGUUAUCUAGAUUCGACUCUCUUCCCGGGAAUGCAGCUACCGGCGAAAGUCAAGGUACCCGAUUUUCAGAAGUACGAUGGAACUAUAGACCCGCGACACCACCUCCGUCACUACAACGAAAAGAUGCUUCAUUACUGGGACUACGAACAGUUCGUCAUCGCGACUUUCCAGGAGAGCCUGUCAGGACCGGCUCUUAAUUGGUUCAUAUCUCUCCGAGCGGAGGACAUCCCCUCCUGGACCGAACUAGCCAAGAAGUUUGUUGAGCAGUAUCAGUAUAACAUGGAGACGCCCCCGUCCUUCCUCGAGUUGAGCACGAUGGAAAUGGCAGAGGGGCAGAAGUUUGAGGAUUACGCCACGAGUUGGCGUUCGGAAGCAGCAAAACAUUUCCCUCCAAUUUGCGAAGCGCAGCAAAUCCAAAUGUUUCAUGGGACUCUCAAGGGGGCUUACUACUCUCACCUCAUGGGUCACAAGUCUACUUUCUCGGAGAUGAUUAUGGCCGGGAAGCAGGUAGACCUGGGCAUCAAACUCGGAAGGUUAGAGGGCCCGACAAAGAAAGGGGAAGGAGAGUCCUCGAGGAGGACUGCCUCAGCAGCCACCCCCACGGGCUGCAGAAGAAGUAAGGAGGCAUCAGUCAAUGCCGUCAAUGUGGGCCACAACGCGCCGCAACAGUACUCGGUGAGCUUCACGCCCGCAACAUCUACUACCCCGGCGUAUGCUCCACUGCUUUCGCCCUAUCCGUCUCAGCAUCCCGCUCAACCGAUUUAUUAUUCGGCUCCGCCGACAACAUUUCCAUCGGCCCCGCAACAAGUCGUCCAUCAUUAUGCUCCCGCUCCUCUUCAGACCCCGCAGUACAGGCCUCCGGCUUCGAGAACUCCUCAGCCGUCGCAACAGGCCCCAGCCCCACAGGGUCAACAAGGCGGCGCAAUGCAAGCUCGGCAGCGCAUACAAUUCACACCCCUGCCUACCCCGCUCUCCCACAUAUACAGGCAACUAUUAGCCGGCGAAAUGAUCCGACCAACGGUUCCCGGUCCCAGUUUCGUUCCGGCAAACCAAGAUCAGAGUCUACGCUGCGAGUACCAUUCAGGUGCACCCGGGCACACCACCGACAACUGUUGGAAAUUGCGGGAGGACGUUCAGAAGUUGAUCAAUAGUAAAAAGAUCUCGUUCAAUGCCAUUAGGCCCCCGAAUGUGCAAGCUAACCCUCUCCCUGAUCAUGGGUCGAGCUCGGGGCCCACCAUCAAUAUGAUCAGUAUUUGCACUGUGAGAGAGGACGAGAGCCAACAGGAGGGCCCUACUCCAUUUAUAAUUGAGUAUGUCCCCGCGGAAGCCACCGUAGGGUUCACAGGGUCUAGUGCCGCGCCCGCCCCGUUCAUAAUAGAAGUCCCCGCUCGAGAGCCGUACCAGGACAGUAAGGUCCCUUGGACUUACGAAGGAAGUGUCGGGAAUCUUGAGCAGCAGUUCAGUGUCAUGGGCGUGACAUGCUCGGGCCGGGUGUACACGAACCCGGAGAUCGCAGGCAAGGGUAAGGCUCCCGCUGCAUCCAGAACUGCUCCGGAAGCCCCGCCUAUCCCACAGAAGAAGGUGACCGAAAAAGAAGCUGAGGCUUUCAUGAAAGUGAUCAAGGCGAGCGAGUACAAGGUAGUAGAACAAAUGGGUAAGUCUCCAGCUCAUAUUUCACUACUUGCUCUCCUCUUGAGUUCGGAGCCACACCGAGAAGCCCUCCUACGGGUCCUUACUGCAGCACAGGUUCCUAAGGAGAUAGCCCUGGAUCAGAUUGAAGAGACCGUCAGCUCGAUUUUCUCCAAUGCCAUCUCAUUUUCAGAUGACGAGCUCCCCUCCGAAGGGUGGGCACACUCACGGGCGUUGCACAUCGUCUGCAAGUGCAACAAUUUCAUCAUUGGCCGGGUCAUGAUCGACAACGGCUCCGCCCUCAAUGUUUGCCCAGUGUCCACGUUGAAGCAAAUGAAUGUGGACCUCAACCGCGUCCGCCCGAGCAAAACCGCGGUUAGAGCCUUUGACGGCUCGCGGAGGGAAGUGAAUGGGGAGAUUGACCUUUUGAUCGAUGUCGGCCCGUGCUCAUUCAGCGUCACAUUUCAGGUCCUUGACAUCCCGAAUGCUUUUAGCCUGAUCCUCGGGAGACCCUGGAUCCACUCAGCUGGAGCCGUUCCCUCGUUUCUGCACCAAAGGAUCAAGUUCAUCGCGGAUGGUCGGCUCAUUACGGUCAAGGGUGAAGAGGACUACGCCAUCUACAAGGAAACGGUUGUGCCCUAUAUUAGCAUCGGAGACGACGAGAACCUCCCAUUCCAUUCAUUCGAGACCAUCUCCGUCAUUCGGGACUAUGGAGAGGUUCGUCCAUCUCGUGCUGACCGCAUGGUCGGGAAGGUCCUUCUGCGUCACAACUACGUUCCUGGUACCGGGCUUGGAGCACAGGGGCAGGGGAUCAAUUGCCCCAUCGAGAUUGAAGAGUACAAGAACAGAAGGGGACUCGGUUUUCGCCCUUCUUGCCAAGAGAUUAUUGAGGCCCGUAAGGGCAAACACCUCCACCAUCUCGCCGCGUUUUACGGGAAAGUCAACAGGGGCAUCCCAGUUCUCCCACUCUCUCGUUUUUUUCCUGCACCGCCGCACAUCGUCGGAGGUACUCUUGAAGGCCCGUCCUCGAUUUCAGACGUCGAGCUGUCGAUCUGCCAGCCAUAUGCGCCGUCACUGAGGAGACUCCUUUAG